Cyclocybe aegerita is the source of this 564-nucleotide messenger RNA. The record is from the annotation of a GenBank genome assembly. NCBI's taxonomy places the organism in Eukaryota, Fungi, Basidiomycota, Agaricomycetes, Agaricales, Hemipholiotaceae.
AUGUACAAGCCUCUGGAGUUCUUGGACGGUCCCCUCGUUUGGAUUGACUGUGAAAUGACGGGUCUUGAUCCUCGAAAGGAUAGAAUUCUGGAAAUUGCAGUGUUGAUCACGAACGGGAAUCUGGAAACCGUAGACCCAGGCAUUGAAUAUGUAAUUAAAACGGAAAAGGCGGUUCUGGAUGGAAUGAAUCCGUGGUGUAUCGACCAACAUGGAAAAUCAGGCUUGACACAAGCAUGUAUCGAGUCUCCUCAUACACCUGCAUUUGUGUCACAAGAAGUCCUCAAUUCCGUGCACGCGGACCAGGGAUUCCUUGCAGCAGAGAUGCCUGAGCUCAUAAAAUGGCUACACUAUCGAAUCGUUGAUGUGUCUUCCAUAAAGGAAAUGUCCCGUCGCUGGUACGGAGAUAAAGGCAUUCCACCUCGUUCUAAAGAGAGCAGUCAUAGGGCACUUGAUGAUAUCCGCUGCUCAAUUCAAGAACUGCAAUGGUACCGAGAAAACAUCUUUAUUCAACCAUCUGCUUUACCGAAAGCACCUCGGAGCCUUCCCAGCACUCCCACAGAGUAA